AUGGCAUCAUCCCCAAGGCCUACGACUCCUAACUCUCAGAAGAAGAGAUCUGGUCGUCGGCAGCUGCAUCGCUCUUCUGGAGCCUAUAAUAUACUUCCCCAAUCACCUAAGAUACAUUAUCCAGUGGAUCCAGAUAAUUUACCACUAGAAGCGCCUAGUAACACAGAAAAGUUUGAGCUGCUUUCAGAUGCUUUGGAAGAACUUGAUGUUAAUAUGACGAACUUGCAGCUGAUCCAUGAAGCUGUAUCGGAUGGAUUUAAUGAAUCAUUUGCUAGUUUCUUGUACGGGUUGUCUAUAACGAUGUGGUGUGUUGACUUUCCAGGUUGUCCGUCGAGAGACCAAUGGGAAAAGCUUAAGUUGGUCGAAGGAUUAGACGAUAGAAUACUGGAACUCACGGAGAAAAUACGGAUACAUAGAGAAGAAAAUGAGAGAUUAAAGAAGAGACUCACGUCCAACGUCGUUGAGUCAACAGAGGAGGAAGAAAAGCACAAUGAAGGGCAAGAGAGUAGAAAGCCACCUCAGCCACAUAAGGUGGGUAGGGGACACCCAAAACACGGCGAUAACGAAGGGGAUGACACGUAUAUGACAAAUGAGGGUUCGUUUGUGGUGAAUCCUUCAGUUGCAGGUGCAACCAGAAUACCUCAGCCCGUGAAAACUGUACCAAGAAGACUCAACAAACACACACCACCACCAGCGGAUACAAGCAUGCAGUCAAGUAACAGGGGCCCAAAUCUUAACCAACCCCCAAGAUACAUGCGGGGGUUAUUUGAUAGCACUAAUCGACCUACUACACCCGCCAACAACCGGUCCAAAAGAGUUGUCAAUACAAAUAGAGUCCAAAAGGCUACUACUAGACCUCCAUUUCGAUAA
This is a messenger RNA of Debaryomyces fabryi, 870 nucleotides long. It is a transcript of the gene DAM1, whose product is annotated as Dam1p. Gene Ontology annotation, cellular component: mitotic spindle; DASH complex; mitotic spindle polar microtubule. The record is from RefSeq and is a predicted model, not a curated record. Bases 1 to 870 code for a protein of 289 amino acids. Lineage: Eukaryota; Fungi; Ascomycota; Pichiomycetes; Serinales; Debaryomycetaceae. Gene Ontology annotation, biological process: mitotic sister chromatid biorientation. The transcript has a single exon.